AUAUAUCGGUCUUAAAGCUCCAGAGCCUGAAGAGCACUUUGAAAGUGGUGCGACCGAGUCAACUCGCUCCUUCGCAUCCCCAACUCGUUCGCCCGGUCGCUUUUACGGCUUUGGCAAUCCAAUUUCCCACCUCCGCAUUGCAUCCUUUCUCACCAGCUCUCGCCCCCAUUCCGAUCCGAUUUUUGAAAAUCUUAGGCGGAAGUGCUUAUUCUACUGGACUUCCAAUAAACAAGAAAUUCUUUUUGUGUUGAUACAGUUUUGUAGAACUUUAAAUCAUGAGUUUUGUAUUCCGAGGAACUAGAGCAGAUAUAGAAUCUGGGUUUCCAGGAUUGAUCCCUGAAAGGCGUGCGGUGCGUGUUCAUGCAGCACGACCUGUUAAUACCAACUCUCUUGCUUUUCUUGUUACAGUGCUCUUGCUGUUCAUGAUUCUAAACUCACACCAAAUGUCACCUAACUUUCUGCUGUGGUUGGUGCUUGGUGUCUUCCUGGUGGCAACAACACUCAGGAUGUAUGCCACCUGUCAACAACUUCAUGCUCAAGCACAGGCUCAUGCUGUUGCAGCCAGUGGCCUUCUUGGUCAUACUGAGUUGCGGCUGCAUAUGCCUUCAUCCAUUGCACUGCCCCCGUCUAUUGCACUUGCAACCAGAGGACGGUUACAAGGCCUCAGGCUUCAACUUGCACUUCUGGACAGGGAGUUUGAUGACUUAGAUUAUGAAGCUCUGAGGGCACUUGAUGCUGAUAAUGUUCCUACGGCACCUUCAAUGACUGAAGAAGAGAUAAAUGCUCUUCCUGUUCAUAAAUACAAGAUAUUUGGGCCUCAGAGUGCUGGAUUAUCAGGGCAGCAGGUGUCAAGUUCGUCCUCUGCAGAGAAGAAGCAAGAGCCAGUAAAUUCUGCAGGGUCUUCUAAGCCUUCCGAUGAUGAACUAACUUGCAGCGUUUGCUUGGAACAAGUAAACGAAGGAGAACUCGUUCGCAGCUUGCCUUGCUUGCAUCAGUUCCAUGCUAAUUGCAUAGACCCAUGGCUGAGGCAACAGGGGACAUGCCCAGUCUGCAAAUUCAAGAUAGGGUCAAGAUGGGAGAAUGAACUAGAAGAAGGGGAAAUGGAUGCAUCUUACAUGGUGUAGCUUUUACAAUGUUUUUAGAUUUCUUUUUUCUAAAAGUAUCAUGUAUAAGUCCAGUCCGGGUAUUAUGUACAUAUUCUUUACUCAACGUGACACAGUACAUGGCAUACAAUGUAGAUAAAACAGAUACUCAGAAAACCUCCUCAAAAAGCAGCAGCAAAAAAUAUAUUGUUUCUUACUACUUUUUAGCCAUAAA
Molecule: messenger RNA, 1317 nt
Organism: Ipomoea nil (Japanese morning glory)
Lineage: Eukaryota; Viridiplantae; Streptophyta; Magnoliopsida; Solanales; Convolvulaceae
Product: E3 ubiquitin-protein ligase SDIR1-like
Exons: 9
Coding region: 276-1124 (282 amino acids)
Source: RefSeq, a predicted model, not a curated record